ACUUUCCCGGCGAUUCCAACGAAAAACGGUAGAUGAAAGAUGAGGAAGACAGAGGGAACGAUGGAAAAUGGGGAAUAUGAACGUUUAUUGAAAAUGUGUAACUUUACUUUUUAAAGUCACUUGACGUUUUUGUACUGUAUGUUCUGUUUGGAAAUUUCCAGCGCGACCACUGACUAAACACAAGAGCAACCGUUUUCGUCAUGGGCGACUGGAGUGCUUUAGGAAAACUUCUUGACAAGGUCCAGGCGUACUCCACAGCGGGAGGCAAAGUCUGGCUUUCCGUCCUCUUCAUCUUCCGGAUACUGGUCCUGGGAACGGCGGUGGAAUCAGCGUGGGGUGACGAACAGUCUGCCUUCAAGUGCAACACCCAGCAGCCUGGCUGUGAGAACGUGUGCUACGACCAGUCGUUCCCCAUCUCUCACGUGCGCUUCUGGGUGCUUCAGAUCAUCUUCGUUUCCAUGCCAACGCUCCUCUACCUCAGCCACGUCCUCUACCUCAUGCACAAAGAGGAGAAACUGCUCAAGAAAGAGGAUAACCUGAGAGCCAUCCAGAGCCAAGGUGGCAACGUGGACGCUCCUCUCGAGAAGAUUCAGCAGAGGAAGUUCAAGUAUGGCCUGGAGGAACAUGGGAAGAUUAAAAUGAGAGGGGGCCUUCUCCUCACGUACAUCGUGAGCAUCAUUCUCAAGUCUGUUUUCGAGGUGGCCUUUUUGGUGAUACAGUGGUACAUUUAUGGGUUCCACCUCAGUGCCAUCUACACGUGCGAGAGGGUGCCCUGUCCACACAAGGUCGACUGUUUCCUGUCCCGCCCUACUGAGAAGACCAUCUUCAUCAUCUUCAUGCUGGUGGUCUCACUAGUCUCCCUGGGCCUGAACGUCUUCGAGUUCUUUUAUGUCAUAUUUAAGAGGAUGAAAGACCAGGUCAGGGAGCAGGCGGCUCGUCAGCAUCACCAGAACGGACGACUCAAGCCCUGCAUGGGCGAGAUGCCGCCGCCGUCCAGCUACGUCUACUACAACGACUGCUCGGCCCCCAUGGCUAACCUGGAAUACAACCUGAACACCACGGACAAGAACAACUCCUGCGACAGCUACAGCAAGCAGGCCAACGCUCAGAACUGGACCAAUUACAGCACCGAACAGAACCAGCUGGGCCAGAAGGUGCCUCCGUACCCCUGCUGCCACACCCAGGAGUUCCACUACCCCGAGAAAGUGACCCCGGGCAAGGACAUGGCCCUGCUGAGGCAGCUGGACCCCCGGCCCAGUAGCCGGGCGAGCAGUCGAGCGAGGCCAGAUGAUCUUGACAUCUAGCCAGAGAUCAGAGGAUCGUCAUGUGAACGGGUUCAGUUCACCCUUGGGGAGCCCCCUGCUUUGGCACCAGGCUGUGCCGAUUUACACUUUGAUGUGCCAAAAAAUCCUUCAGCUACAUUCCAGCCUAAUUGACAGCGGGACUCAAUUGGGUUAUUCAGACUUGAAAUGCAAAGAGACCAGUGGUUUUCUCUGUGUUCAGACUGUUCUGAAUUUACCACGUUAUUGCCAACAGCUUUAAAGUUACAUUUAUACAAGUGGUCUUAUGAAGUUUCUUUCUUUUGUUUUUUAUUUUUAUUUUUAUUUCAAGAAGAGACAAUCCUUCAUGCAGUGUUUUAUGGUUGUAAGUUAUUGAGUGUUGUAGUUUAAGAGAGUGAAUGAUGCAUGGAUGACACAAACAGAAGUUAUUUAUGGCUUGUUUGUUUCUGGUUUGGUUUUGGAGCUCAGCUGAGCAUUCUUUUCUGGAAUUUAGAGCUGUAAUAUAUUCUAAGGAUGAACUGUUCCUCAAAGAGCUCUUGCUGUUUUCUGAGAACCGUGCUGCAGAUAUUCUUGCCAAUGGUUUCUGCGUGCAGUAUAGUGAGUUUGGUUUUAACAAUCCAAUAUGUUCUCAAUUCCUGCAUUUAUGGUACGUUUUUGUUAGAAGCAAUGUUUGCACUGAUGUCUUAGACGUUUCUUAUGUUUUAUAUAAAAUGUUUACAUGGAUGAAUU
Messenger RNA from Sardina pilchardus (European sardine), 2009 nucleotides. It is a transcript of the gene gja1a, whose product is annotated as gap junction protein alpha 1a. Gene Ontology annotation, cellular component: connexin complex. The record is from RefSeq and is a predicted model, not a curated record. NCBI's taxonomy places the organism in Eukaryota, Metazoa, Chordata, Actinopteri, Clupeiformes, Clupeidae. Bases 201 to 1304 code for a protein of 367 amino acids. Gene Ontology annotation, molecular function: gap junction channel activity. Gene Ontology annotation, biological process: cell communication by electrical coupling; cell-cell signaling; heart development. The transcript is spliced from 2 exons.